AUGCCAUCCAUUGAUCAUACACAUCUGUUCAAAGAUGUUCUCUCGGAGAAAUCGUCACAACUUCCACCUUCGUCAAGGUCGAAAUCACCUUCAAGAUUGAAUGUCAGAUCUGCUUCGAGAAAAGGUAAAGGUAAAGAAAGUGACUUGGACGAAGAAGAGUUCUUGAAGGAGUCUUACCGUAUAUAUAAUCACUUAUUGUCAUUACAACAUCUUCUUACAUCAGUACGAAAACCAUAUUUAUCGACAGUCGAACCACCUCCUUUAUCUAGAAGGUCACAUAAAGAAAAUAAAGCAGCAGAUGAGGAUGAGCAGAACGAAUGGAAAAAAUGGGAAAGAGUCAAGUAUCUGACUGAUAGAGAAAGGGAUGAAAUUGACUUAAGAGCUAGAAUGAUUUUAAGGAGAUGUAAAGAGCGUGUCAACGCUUUGGAAAUAUCAGAGCAUGCUCGAAAAUCCAAAACCCCUUCGACAUCGUCUGCUAAAGCGACAGUUCUAUCAUUCUUACCUUCAUUACUCCCUUCGGAAUCAUCGUCGUCUUUCCCACCAUUGAUCAAUGCUCACAGAGCAUCCGUGUUAUGGACAUUGAACGAUUAUUUAGCCAGACUCACUUCUACUGUCAGCGAUUUACAAGAAGAAAGGUCUAAACGGCGUGAAGAGAGAAGUAAAACGCUAGGUUCAGGAGCAUCGAUCGAAGCUUCAAGAAUGAACAACCUAGCACAAUCACAAUCGAAAUCGGUGAAUCACAAAAUCCCAGAUGGUAUAAUGGUCGGUGUAGAUGAUCCAGCAUUCACAACAUCCGAUUCUCAUUUAUCAAAUGGCAACGGAUACACUGGGGGUUUGGGAAUAAUGAACCCUAGUGAUGUACCUAUUGAGGAUCAAAUAACCUCAUCACAGAUCCAAUCAUUCGAAAAUGAAAAUAAUGUAUUAUUGGAACACAUGUCAUCUACUUUGUCUUCAGUCUUAUCGGCAGAAUCAAGUUUAUUGGAAAUAUCUCAACUCCAAUCUGAAUUAGUAAGACAUUUAUCUCAACAAACUGAAAUGGUUGAUCAAUUAUAUGAAGAUGCAGUUGGAAGUGUCAGUCAAGUUGGAAAAGCGAAUGAACAAUUGAAAAAAGCAAGAGAAAGAGGUAAAGAAGGUAGAUUGUUUUUAUUGGUUUUUCUUAUUGGAGCUAGUUUAGGUUUAUUAUUCUUGGAUUGGUAUGCUGCGUAA
Kwoniella shivajii is the source of this 1206-nucleotide messenger RNA. RefSeq lists its product as uncharacterized. Gene Ontology annotation, biological process: retrograde vesicle-mediated transport, Golgi to endoplasmic reticulum. The record is from RefSeq and is a predicted model, not a curated record. The coding region runs from base 1 to 1206 and encodes 401 amino acids. Lineage: Eukaryota; Fungi; Basidiomycota; Tremellomycetes; Tremellales; Cryptococcaceae. Gene Ontology annotation, cellular component: endoplasmic reticulum; SNARE complex. The transcript has 3 exons.